AUGGAGAUUGCUUCGAAGCAAUGUAGUUUUCUUACUCCUCAGCUUCCAUGGCUUAUGCUCUCCCCUAAUCUCUUUUCUGCUGAAGACCACUGCCUUUUCAACCUCAGUGAUUGGAGGACCUACUAUUCGUACUCAUAUAGUAGUAAUAUGAAAAGGUUGGAUUGUGUUGGGUCAAUUGAGGGAUGGCUAUUCAUGGUGGAUAGUGCAUUGUGGCGCCCGGAGGAUUUUAUGAAACCUUGGUCAUUCUACUUGCAGGAUCAUCACUCUUUUGAUACUGCCUACUUCCUCUUGAAUCCGAUAACCGCUACUCGAGUUCUGCUCCCAUCAACACCACAGUCCACCUUCCCAUGUGGCUGCGAAAACGGACCUGGCUUCGUCUUGACUAAACUUACUGCCUCUUUCACACCAACAAGCUCAAGCCAAUAUUGCUUUUUUGUGGCCAGCAUUUGCAUCAACGGACAUGUCUGUAUAUGCACGCCAGCUGAUCGAUCGUGGACAUGCAUUGAGUCUAACAUACAUGUUCAUGGAACUCGUUAUCAAGAUAUAGAGAUAAUGGAUGGGAAAUUAUAUGCUGCAACGAUAAUGGGUUUUGUAGUGUUGUUUGACAUCCAAUUCCAUGAUGGUGCCCCUCUUACUUAUAGGGCUGACAGAGUGGUUACCUUUGGUCCCGGGCCACUUACAUUUAGGUACCCCUCCUUUACAAGGACAAGGGUAUCUUUGUACGUGACUUAUGUUGGUCAAGUCAUGUAUCUAGCAAACGAUCCUACGACCAAGGAGUUGUUCAUUAUUACCCAUUUGGUUCAUUCUAGUGACGAGCUUACUCCAACAAUUCCUUGGGAGGUCAUCGCAGGCACUCAUCUCAAUAUUCCCUACAAGACAAUUCAGUUUGGAGUGUUCAAGCUCAAACCUGAUGAUCCUGAUCCUCAAAUUUCACCUGUUUUCGACCUUGGUGAUCGGAUAUUGUUCGUCAGUAGGUCUGGUUGCAAAAUCAUGCGCGCCACAAGUGAUGCCCUUAAGUAUAAUCCAAAUGGAGAUCAGGCGCAACUUCUUGAAAGAAAUCGUAUCUAUUUUGCUUUCGACGAUUUUUGUGUAGAAUCAGCGUCAAGUGAACACGAAUUUGGGAUGUUUUCCUUGGCAACUAAGAGAGUUGAGUUUUUCCCCUGGCCUUUUCUCAAGAACAGUUCUUCUCGAGUCCGCUUCAACUCUCGACCAGUCUGGUUCACACCAAAUCUUUAA
Molecule: messenger RNA, 1236 nt
Organism: Fragaria vesca subsp. vesca
Lineage: Eukaryota; Viridiplantae; Streptophyta; Magnoliopsida; Rosales; Rosaceae
Exons: 1
Coding region: 1-1236 (411 amino acids)
Molecular function (GO): protein binding
Source: RefSeq, a predicted model, not a curated record